ACCCGUGUUCCCUUUCGUAUUUGAUGAUUUAAGAAGUUCCCGGCCGGCGGCCAUGGCAGCUCGGGUCACCAACCGCGUCGCUUAAUCGGAAGCCGCCGCCAGGGAGGAAGAGAACGGAGCGAGGAGCCAUGGCCGCCCGGAACUUCUUCGUCCGAUCCCCCAAGGAGGAGGAAUCCAGCGCCGCCAUCCGAGAGGCUGUCCUGUUGGGAGGGAAGAACGCCGCCAUUGCUGGCACCGUGGUCGCGGUUCCCACGUUCGUUGCUUGCCGUGUCCUUCCUUGGGCUAAGCACAACCUGAACUACACCGCGCAAGCGCUCAUCAUAUCGACAGCCUGUGUCGCCGGCUUCUUCAUCACCGCGGAUAAAACCAUUCUGCGAAACGCAAGGCAAAACACCAUCGGGAGGAUCGACGAGUCGACUUGAUCCAGGACUGUACAGAAUCGCAGGCCCUCUGUUCCAUCUAUGAUCCAUGGAUGGUGCUGCAUGAGGAGACGUCGAAUUUCAGUUUCAGUUUUUCUGUACCCUUGCAGUGUAUGGAAGAUUAAAGAGAGUUGUUGCUUUCUAGGGCAGUGGAUCCCGUUUGCUCCCAGUUGAAAGUGGAAUAAAAGAUGGAAUUUUUUCCUUGUUUUUUUUUU
Molecule: messenger RNA, 634 nt
Organism: Triticum dicoccoides
Lineage: Eukaryota; Viridiplantae; Streptophyta; Magnoliopsida; Poales; Poaceae
Product: early nodulin-93-like
Exons: 4
Coding region: 129-422 (97 amino acids)
Source: RefSeq, a predicted model, not a curated record